Molecule: messenger RNA, 3527 nt
Organism: Acanthopagrus latus (yellowfin seabream)
Lineage: Eukaryota; Metazoa; Chordata; Actinopteri; Spariformes; Sparidae
Gene: waca
Product: WW domain containing adaptor with coiled-coil a
Exons: 13
Coding region: 220-1851 (543 amino acids)
Biological process (GO): positive regulation of TORC1 signaling; regulation of autophagy
Cellular component (GO): nucleus
Molecular function (GO): chromatin binding; RNA polymerase II complex binding
Source: RefSeq, a predicted model, not a curated record
GCUGCUACGUUUUUCUCGGCAGAUAGAGACACCGCUGUGUGUCUGAGUGGGAGAUGGACUGAGUGAGGGCGCUCUUUCGACCAGUGCUGGCGAUAGCAUUGAAAUUACCCACAAGCUAGGUCGAAAUAAUUGACGAUUUCAGGUCGCCGAAUCAACAAGAAAACACAGUGUCGUUAUCAGUCUUUCACAUCCCACUCCAAACACACUAACACGGCAUUGAUGGUAAUGUAUGCAAGGAAACAACCGAGACUCGGCGAUGGGUGCGACCGAAGAGAUUCUCAGCCCUAUCAGACUCUCAAAUACUCAUCCAAGAGCCAUCCAGGAGGGGACCACAGGCAUGAGAAGAUGCGCGACUCCUCAGAUGUCACUCCUCCCUGCAAAAUGCUCCGGAGGUCUGACAGCCCUGAAAACAAACACAUCGACAGCACGGGCCACAGCAGAGCAAAGGCUGUGCACACACACCGGGCCAGGGACAGGGAUGGAGGGACCAGUUAUUCUCCACAAGAAAAUUCUCACAACCACAGUUCCCUUCAUAGCUCCAACUCACAUUCUAACCCCAGCAAGAACUCAGACACACCUUACGAACCUGGUGAUGACUGGUCGGAGCACAUCAGCUCCUCAGGAAAGAAAUACUAUUACAACUGCAGGACAGAGGUGUCCCAGUGGGAGAAGCCCAAAGAAUGGCUUGAGAGAGAACAGAGGCAAAAAGAGGCAACAAAGACUGCUGUUGUCAACAGUUUCCCCAAAGACAGGGACUACAGAAGGGAGGCUAUGCAGGCAUCAGCAGCCCCUGGCUUCACUGCUGCUAAGUCAGCCCAGGUGGAGAAGCCUGCAGCAACCCUUGCUUCCCAGUCAUCAUCCUCAGGCUCAGGGAGCUUGAACGCUUCAUCAGGGCCCCCUGGAUCAUCUGCCUCUACGGUGCCCGUGUCCCCAGUUCUGCAGUCCCCCACCCCUCCACUACUUCAAGACCCUACUCUGCUUCGCCAGCUUCUCCCAGCACUUCAGACUGCCCUGCAGUUAAACAAUGCUAGUGUGGACAUGGCGAAAAUCAACGAAGUUCUCACAGCUGCUGUCACACAAGCUUCAUUACAGUCGAUGCUCCAUAAGAUCCUCACUGCUGGACCAUCAGCUUUCAAUAUCACUACUAUCCUCUCUCAAGCUGCUCAACUCUCAAACCAAGCAGCUCAGCAAUCGAACCAGUCACCGAUGUCGUUAACAUCAGACGCCUCGUCGCCCAGGUCUUAUGUCUCACCACGGAUCAGCACACCACAGACGAACGCUGGCGCCCACAAGCCCCUCCUCAGCACACAGCCUGUUAUCUCGCAGCCAAAAGUGAGCACGGCAUCGGGGAAGCAGGCGUCUCACCCCCAGCCCACAUCCCAGCAGCCCCUCACCAGCGAUAAGCAGCACAGUCACGAUGCCUCUACGGCCUCCCCGCGCACCCUGCAGCGCCAAGGAAGUCAGAGGAGUCCCUCUCCCGGUCCCAACCAUGUCACCUCCAGCAGCAGCAACGCUCCCAACUCUGCCUCAGCUCCCCCCACCGCCUCAGCCACCCGGCCCUCCUGCACCUUCACCCCCACCCUCGCCGCUCACUUCAAUGAGAAUCUUAUCAAACAUGUACAUGGUUGGCCUGCUGAACAUGCAGAGAAACAGGCAUCAAGACUUCGUGAAGAGGCUCACACCAUGGGGAGCAUCUGUAUGUCUGAGAACUGCACCGAGCUCAAAAACCUGCGGUCCUUGGUCAGAGUCUGUGAAAUACAAGCAACAUUGCGUGAGCAGAGGAUACUGUUUCUGAGACAGCAAAUCAAAGAACUUGAAAAGUUGAAGAAUCAGAAUUCUUUCAUGGUCUGAGAACUUCUGGUCGCGAGUCGAAGCGGGCGUUGAGGGGGAAAAGAGGGGAAGACCCAUUGCACAUAGUUGGAAGGGGAGAGCAGUUCAUCAGUUGCUCUUGAGCCCAGUCUCAACACACAGGAGCUGCAGUUGGGUUGGCUUUGGACCGUUGGGCUGGGAGAACCAAGGGGGGACACAUGAAGAGCUGUUGUGGGAGGAGGCGGAAGGGUGGGGUGGUUUACAAGAUUCGUUUUUUGUAAAGACCCACAGCGGGAAUAAAAAUGUAGAUUUCUUGUAGAUGUUAUUAUCUAUGUUGUAAAUAUGUUUUGUAGAUUGAAGCCAUGGAAAGCCAUGCCUAUCAAAGCUUUUGACAUCCAAACUAAUCAAACGUCUAGGCGGCUACAUUCAUUAGCUAGCCUUUUCCGUCAUGUUAACUCAUCUGCAGUCUUCAAGCUUCAUUUUGUCAUAGAUAAUUGAAUCAUCGAGCGAGUGUGACCUGCAUGUAAACAGAGGAGGAUGUUUGAAGCCAUUUAUUUACACAGAAGCCUAGCAUAAAGCAUAACACACUGGUGUCAAUGUCGUUCCUUUUUUUUUCUCAAAUAUCGGUAAUCUGAGUACUCUGUCUAGUUUUCUCUUCCUGUAACCUCGACUCAGGCGUGACAAACAUCCCCUCUCUGCAGGUCUGUCAUGGCUGCUCACAAUGGUUCAGUGAUCUAUUUGCAGCUUUCUGGUGGCCCUGCAUGUCCCAGUCUGAAAAAAACAGUGCCUGGUGGUGUGGUGGAGUGAGUGAUUUAAAAAAAACAAAACAAAAAAAAUAUAUAAAAUGAAGAGAUGUGACGCCGUGCUGCUUUGGACCAUUCCCACUCCCUCAUACCCCCCCCCACCCCGGCCUCAGCCCUGCCCUGCCACACUCUCAACACUUCACACCCUCCUCGUAGUUAGGUUUUUUUUUGUUUGUUUGUUUUUUUCCUUUGUGUUCCAACAAUUUUUUUUGUUCCUCUUUUUUCCCUCCUGGUUCAUUCCUUUGUACAGUCACUAACAUUACAGUGGAGUUUUAAGAAAGAGGACACAGAGUAAGAAAGGUUUUAUUUAUAAGAGUUGUAGUAACGAGCAGUAAAUCACAGUGACGUCGACACGUUUUUAACUCGCACCCGGUUAAAGGAGCAGCGUAUUACAGCUCGCCGCAGAUCGGAGGCAGAUGUACGUGGAUCACCUCUUUUGUGUCAGAGCAGGGCAAAACAGGAGGUCACAAGGUCAAAUGUGAAAUGUAUGUAUUGUAAUAAACAUGUGCAACUAAAGCGAGCACUGGUUAUUUUAUUGGAGUUUACUAGGUUUGGUUCAUACGCUAGUGCCUUGUUGAAAGUCUUAAGUGUCACGGCCUCAUCCACCUGCGGAGCUCCCGCCCGUUUUCUAAAAGUCCUUUUUGACGCCAAGAUAAGAUGUUUGACAAGGCGUGCCACACACGGGUUUGGUUUUUCUAGCACGUCCCAUCCCUCUGACUGGGUUUUGUUCCUCACUGUUGAUGAGCAGGGUACUCGGCUGCAAAGGUCUGUUUUUAUUUCCACCAUAUUGAGUCUGUAGCUGAACUGCACCACACAUUCAGUAAAGGUGACCACAUCAUUGCUUUGUAUAUUGUUUCCUGAAGUAUAUUGAGAAAUGAAAUAAAAUAUGCCUCUCCAGGGCUACGUUGUUCAGUU